Molecule: messenger RNA, 586 nt
Organism: Arachis ipaensis
Lineage: Eukaryota; Viridiplantae; Streptophyta; Magnoliopsida; Fabales; Fabaceae
Source: RefSeq, a predicted model, not a curated record
UUAAGGACAAAAAAUAUAAUUUAUCUUGUUAGGAAGGACUUGUUUAGUUGUAUUACAUUAUUAUUCUCUCUGCUUAUAUAUUAUUUUGCAGCUAGCUGGAAUUCUACUAGACACACAGAAUCUAAAGGCUUCUGCAUCCGUAUCAAUGACAAGAGAUGCAGAAGCAGUUCAAUUGCUAUUGGUUCGCUCAGCCCCAAACUACAGAUAUGCUCUAUUUGAUCAAUUGCUACAAGACCAAAAAUCUACUUCUUUUGUGGAAGCUUUGAACUUUAACUAUGGGAAACCUUAUGAUCAAAGUGACAAGAACAGCGAAGGAAACACGGAGCAUAAAUUUCGAGAAAGAAAAUCAAGCUCUAAGUCUAUAUCUGACAGAGAAACCAUGUUGUCAAGUACAAAAACGAAUUCCAGCGACACAAAAAGCGUCAAAAGUAACAUGGUUUCACCAAGAACAGCCAAACUUAUUACGCCACCUUCACGAUCUCCUGCUCCACACCAGCGCCCAGCGCCAGCACGUGUUGAAAAGGAAUCCAAUUUUCGCGGGAAAAACACCUCCUUCUUGGCAAGGUGGUUUGGUUUUGGAAAAUAA